Cimex lectularius (bed bug) is the source of this 3962-nucleotide messenger RNA. It is a transcript of the gene flz, whose product is annotated as serine proteinase stubble. Bases 212 to 3418 code for a protein of 1068 amino acids. The transcript has 7 exons. Gene Ontology annotation, molecular function: serine-type endopeptidase activity. Lineage: Eukaryota; Metazoa; Arthropoda; Insecta; Hemiptera; Cimicidae. The record is from RefSeq and is a predicted model, not a curated record. Gene Ontology annotation, biological process: proteolysis.
AGGAUUUGAUAGGUCAAGUGACCUUGGUUCCCCACCAGGUAGGACGAAGAAGAAGCAGGUGUGGUGGGGUAUGCCCCGUUAUACCUACCAAGACUGGCAGAGUCAGUAAGUCAGUAGGGCAGUGGUGGCUGGCUGGCAUGAGAUACACUGAACCGGAGGAUAUAUACAGCGUCUGGAUCUUACAUCGCCAAGAAGGAGCUUGUACGCAGUAAUGGGGUGGAUCAAAUCCAUCUUAUACUGCUACUGGUUCGCCUCAGUGCUACCGCCGCCCCUGGUCAGCGGGCUCUCAGCAGUCUACCAUCAGACGGACACACAGCAGGAAGGAAGAAGAUUUGGAGGUUACCGAAUAGUACCAAAAAGUUGUAAAGCAGGAACGAUUCACGGGAAAGAUACCGGCGUUUGUAUGUUCAACUAUGAAUGUACAAAAAAGAAUGGGAUCGUCGUCGGCUCGUGUAUGGACGGAUUCUUGUUUGGCGCUUGUUGCAAACUGCCUCCCGGUUCCAAUUUUAUUUCCGUCAACGUCCCAUCGAGCGUGACUCAGAGGACGAGUUCUACAACCCCAUCCAUGCCAAAUCAAGAUGACAAAACCACACUCCACGGUGUGGCCGAUACGGUGCUCCUGCACGAAAAUGGAACGGUCGUCGAAGAAUCUUUCAGGCCGGAGGAUUUCGAGUUCAACUCCAAGCCGGAAAUGUUUGCAGCGACGGACGCGACGCCUCCUCCCCCGAGCCGGCAUGCGACGAGUCCUCAGAAAUCGACGACAUGGAAAUCAACGACCGAAACUUGGUUGACGACCAAAAACCAGUACUGGUCUUCACAAACUGGGGAGAAUUUCAUCCAAAUCCCUACACUCUCGGCCUCAGGCAACGGUCAAGAUGCCGAAUCGAUCAAUCAUAUCCUGUCCAUUUUAGAAGACAAUAGUCCUGUCCCCGAACCUCAGCCUUCUGAAUCUUCCACGACACCUAAUUUAUCAACAUGGGUUUCGGUCGAGUCGAAACCCACUCCUUCAUAUCGACCGUCGUCGACUGUGUACCCACCGAGUUCUAAACAGCCUACACAGAAUUCCGUCUAUUCGACAACCCAAGGACAUAUUUCAUCCAUGUACACCAAGCCACAGCCCUCUACUCAAAAACCUUACGUCUCUACAGUCAACUCAGGACAAUAUGGUGCCCAGCGACCGUCAUACCCCACGCAUAUACCCAAUUAUUCGUCCACUUCAAAACCUCACUAUGCUUCGACGAAACCUCAGUACUCUUCGUCAAAACCACAAUACACAGAUUCCAAACCCCACUACCCUUCAUCAAAACCACAUUACACCGAUUCCAAACCCCAGUACUUGUCUCCAAAACCGCAAUAUACGACGUCAAAGCCCCAAUAUCUCUCCUCAAAACCGCAAUACACGACGACGAAGCCCCAAUAUGUGUCUUUGAAACCACAACAUACUACGUCGAAACCCCAAUAUGUGCCCACAAAACCUCAACACUCGACUUCACACUAUACUAGUCAAAACCCCAGUACGAUCUAUUACAGUACUGAAAGGCCCGUAACCGUUUUUGUUACACAAGAACAGUCAGUGACGUACGAAAAGCCUUUGUCCCAACAUUACUACACCACACAGAACCAACCGACCAUCUUGACACAGAAGCCGCAGACGGUGUACACAAAAAAACCGACGACUCACUAUUCGACUUAUCAAAAUCCUGGAUAUAGCGAAGUUACUAAGCGACCGACGACUACGACCCAAUUUGUUCAAGGACCUGGAUUUCAGGUCAGCAUAACACCGAAACCUGUGACUACAACACCCGAACCAGCGCCCACAGUGAUCGUUUUAGGCCCUGUAAGCCCUUCUAAAAAGCCUGUCGCACCUUUGGGCACUAUAAUCACCGUGAAUCCUGACGGAAAUAUAGUUACUUACAAACCCGCCGCAGCAGCGACGGCAAAACCCAUUUACCACGGUGUAAAUCAUGGGCCAUUAUUUACGACCAUCAAACCGGAAGUGUAUACCCAUGGGACGACCGGGACUCACCUCCGACCCGUGCCUUUAUACACGACACCGACCCAAGUCGUCAAAGACGGAAUACCCAACUCGACCGAACUUUUUGCGUUUCCGCCUGUCCGAGAUCCGUACGUUAACCUGACACAAAAUCAGGGCGAGUCAGAAGUAGUGAGCUGGGGAACACAGACGACUGUGGUGCAGGAUACGACCCCUCCGCUGGUCGAGGACGAAACCCUCGACAACAAAGUGCACAAAUUUGUCGAAAAGAUCGUUCAAAGUUUACAGGGCAACUUCGAAGACCUUGAACACGUCCUGAUCAACGGAGAAUCAACGCAAAACGUCACGGUGAGCUCGUAUACACCACCUGUCAAACGACCUACGACAACUACAAAAAAACCGACGAGAAAACCGACAAAGAAGCCGACGACGUCCUACACCACAAAACCUUCCACGAGACCCAAACCGACGCCUUCGUUGAUCACAAGACCUCCUCCUAGGCCGUCGACUUCCAAACCGCAGACGACAAAACGGCCCAUUCCGACUACAACCAUUUUUUUAGAAGAGACAGACCACUACCAACCUUUCAGCGAGACGACUCCAGUUUACUCUUCUACCGAGGAAAUCGACUACAGACGAGAAUGCGGCGUGCGACCUCUGAUGAAAAAUGGGAGGAUCGUCGGCGGUAAAGGUGCCACCUUCGGAGAAUGGCCGUGGCAAGUCCUCGUCAGGGAAGCAACAUGGCUUGGGCUUUUUACAAAAAACAAAUGCGGUGGCGUUCUCAUCACCAACAAAUAUGUUAUCACAGCUGCUCACUGUCAACCAGGAUUUUUGGCCUCAUUAAUAGCAGUGUUUGGGGAGUAUGACAUCAGCGGGGAACUCGAGUCGAAACGGUCCGUGUCCAGGAACGUCCGGAGGGUGAUCGUCCACCGCCAUUACGACCCAUCGACGUUCGAGAACGACAUCUCCCUCCUCGAAUUAGAAUCGCCCGUCGUCUUCGACCAGCAUAUCGUCCCCAUCUGCAUGCCCCAGGACAACGAGGAUUUCACCGGGAAAAUGGCCACCGUCACAGGAUGGGGGAGAUUGAAAUACGGAGGUGGAGUUCCAAGUGUACUGCAAGAGGUUCAGGUGCCCGUGAUGGAGAAUAACGUCUGCCAGGAAAUGUUCCACACCGCAGGCCACGCGAAGAACAUACUGCAGAGUUUCAUAUGCGCCGGUUAUGCCAACGGUCAAAGGGACUCUUGCGAGGGCGAUAGCGGAGGACCUCUUAUGAUCGAAAAGCCGAACGGGCAUUGGGUCCUCGCUGGAACAGUCUCCCACGGGAUAAAAUGCGCCGCGCCGUAUCUUCCAGGUGUUUACAUGCGGACGACGUAUUACAAACCUUGGCUGGAAACGAUUACAGGCGUAUCGACCCCUGAUUUUUGAAUCGUUUUAGUCAUUUACUGGCUGAUCCUUCCAGCUCUAAAACAGCUAGAAAAGUGUUCAAUCUUCUUUCAACGUCGAACGUUAAGGGGAUGCUAAUCAUCAAGCAAUACUUCAAAAGAGUAAACUUUAACAACGUAAAAAAAUGAAUAACUUGCCACCAAAAUUAUUUUAUUAAUUAACUUCAAAAAUUAAAUGUAAUUAUACUGCAAAAAUAUUGUGAUAAUUGUUGUUUUUUAAAAUUUAGUACUUGUUAUUUAUUGUUACAAAUUAAGGCAAGCCAGACUGUUAAUUGUCAUCUAUUUAUUUAUUUUUAAUUUAUAAUGUUCUUCUUGUUUAGCAAUUUAAGUGUUCUUUGUUGUCGUUUUUCCAAAUGCAUUUUAGGUAUUUGAACAUAGAAAACGGUUUUGUAUAAAUUAUUUAUUAUGAAUAUUCGCCCAAGGCGAAUGGUGUAAUAUAUAUUAUUUAUUUAAAACAAAACAUAAAGUUGUGUCAACUUACUUGUUUUGCUUAAUAGACAUUCCAGAUUUCAAUGUUGUAAAAUUUU